This is a messenger RNA of Amphimedon queenslandica, 868 nucleotides long. Its product is annotated as trichohyalin-like. The annotation marks the transcript as partial. The record is from RefSeq and is a predicted model, not a curated record. Gene Ontology annotation, biological process: protein phosphorylation; necroptotic signaling pathway. NCBI's taxonomy places the organism in Eukaryota, Metazoa, Porifera, Demospongiae, Haplosclerida, Niphatidae. The transcript has a single exon. Gene Ontology annotation, molecular function: protein kinase activity; ATP binding.
AAGAGAAAUAGACCGUCUGACACGUGUACUACAAGAAAGGGAAAGGGAACUAGAGGAGGAAAGAAGAGAAAAGGAACAAGUUAGAAACAGACUACAGCAACAACUUGAAGGAAGAGAACGACAACUUCAACAAGCACAGCAACAAGGACAAGAAGGAGAGAGGCAGGCCAGGGAACAAGUCCAGGAUCUUCAACGACUGCUUCAGGAAAAGGAGAGGCAAGCACAGCAACAACUUCAAGAGUACCAACAACAGCUUCAAGAAAGGGAUCAGCAACUUCAAUCAAGAGAGAGAGAAUCUCAAGAAAGAGAGCGACAGCUUCAAAGGCAAGUAGAAGGUGGCCAGCAAAGAGAACAGGAUCUUCAACAACAGCUUCAAGAAAGAGAGCAACAGCUUGAGGAAAGAGAGAGAGAGUUCCAAGAAAGAGAGAGACAACUUGAAGAGCAGAUACAUGUGGCAGAGUCUUCCUGGGUAGUGAAUAGAAGAGAGAUUACAAUGACAGAGGUAGUCCUUGGUAAAGGAGGAUGGGGAGAGGUGAAAGUAGCUGAUUUUCGUGGUCUGAAGGUUGCUGCAAAGUGUCUCUACGAAGUCAUCAUCUCUCCUUAUAACAUUGGGACAUUCUCUCGGGAAAUGAAUAUUGCUUCUAAAAUACGUCAUCCUAACCUCCUUCAGUUCAUAGGAGCGACUACAGAGGGUAAUCCAAUCAUCCUGACAGAACUAAUGCCGACGAGCCUAAGAAAGGAAUUAGAGAGUGGAGGAGUGGCCUAUCCUGCGAUACUGAGCAUCAGUUUAGAUGUAGCCUGUGCUCUCAAUUACCUUCAUCUCUUCAAGCCUCAUCCUAUACUACAUAGAGAUGUCAGCAGUGCUAAU